Molecule: messenger RNA, 1128 nt
Organism: Neoarius graeffei (lesser salmon catfish)
Lineage: Eukaryota; Metazoa; Chordata; Actinopteri; Siluriformes; Ariidae
Product: beta-1,3-galactosyltransferase 1
Exons: 2
Coding region: 1-1128 (375 amino acids)
Cellular component (GO): membrane
Molecular function (GO): N-acetyl-beta-D-glucosaminide beta-(1,3)-galactosyltransferase activity
Source: RefSeq, a predicted model, not a curated record
AUGGUGGCAGGCACCAGCAAAAUUAGAGAAAGAAGCCCGGAUCAUCCGGAAGAAGCAUUUGGAUGUCGAUGUUCUCGUAUCCAAGGUGGCUUCUUGAUACUUGUUAUUACAGCCAUGUUACUUUUCUACUAUGUGGACUUAUCAAAAGUGUCAGAAAUUUGGUCUGAGACUGUUCAGAUGAUAUUCAACACUACAAGAGCAAGUUCAAAUUCCUUCACCACUGCAUCUGCUGGAGAAUGGAUAUCUUCCUUCAUUCAAGAAAGUGAGAUACCAAGUGAACAAUGUACAAGUGAAAGUCCAUAUCUCGUGGCAUAUCCCUGUAAUUAUCAUUACAUUUUAAAUGAAUCAGAGAGGUGUCAGAACGACAAGCCCUUCUUAGUCUUGUUAGUACCCGUAGCACCAAACAACAGAGAAGCUCGGGAUGCUGUCCGUGCCACCUGGGGGUCUGAGAAGAUGGUUAUGGAUAAAGUGGUGAGCCUUUUCUUUUUGCUUGGUCAGCCUGGACAUGAAGGGAGAGAGGAGCUCCAACAGAAGAUCUUUCAAGAGAGUGAGGAACACCAUGACAUUAUUCAGAGUGAUUUCCUGGACAGCUAUAAAAACCUCACCAUCAAAACUAUGGUGACUAUGGAAUGGUUGGCAACCUACUGCCAAAAUGCUACAUACGCUAUGAAAAUUGAUUCUGACAUGUUCCUAAACCUGGAUGUUUUAAUGAAUGUGCUUCUCCAAGCGCCCAGGGAGAACUAUAUGACAGGACUUGUGACCAAGGGUGCUGUUGUUCUCAGAAACCCCAACUCCAAAUGGUAUCUGCCAAAACAUGUGUUUCCUGAAGACUUUUAUCCACCUUACGCUCUGGGCUUGGGCUAUGUGCUCUCCAUGGACCUUCCUAACAAGCUCAUUGAAGGAGCGAAGCAUGUCAAAGGUAUCUACAUUGAAGAUGUAUUUUUAGGACUGUGUAUGAGGUAUCUAGAAAUACCUUUCACCAGUCCAGAUGAUCAGAGCCUCUUUAAUGUCUUCCCUGUUCCUUACGACCGCUGUCGUUAUUCAAAACUCAUUGCUACAACAACAAAUAGCCUGGAGGAACAAGUGAAUUCUUGGAAAGACCUUAAGAAACCAGGUCCACCUUGUUAA